Messenger RNA from Paramecium pentaurelia, 1166 nucleotides. Lineage: Eukaryota; Ciliophora; Oligohymenophorea; Peniculida; Parameciidae. The record is from the annotation of a GenBank genome assembly.
AUGGAGUGCAAUGAAGAAAGAUCAUCUUAGAAUGAUUAACCUAAUAAACUUGGAAUAUCUAAAAAAUAAAAGAAGAAAAAUGAAUAUGAUUAUCAUAGAAAAAAGAGAAGAGGAAUGGAUGGAUCAAAUAGUAAGAAAUCAGGACAAAGAUUCACUGAGGAGGAAGAUCGGUUGAUUCUAUAGUUAGUAUUGAAUAAUGGUCCUAAAUUCUAAAAGAUCCAUAGACAUUUUCCAGGGAAAACUUUGGCUAUGGUGAAGAAUCGAUAUUAUAAGCAUUUGCGUUUUAGAUGGGAAUUAUUAGGAUAGUAUAACUAUUUUACUAUUAGAAAUUAUAAACAUUUAAGUGUUCCGUAAGAAUAAUUAGAAACAUUGUGCGAGUAAUAGAAGAAAGUGAGCAAUAUUCUAAAUGCUGAGAAAGAUGAUCUAAUUACACAAAUAACCUCGCGUACUACAUUACUAUCGAAUGCUCGUAUGUUAGUUGAAUACAUAGUUGAAUAAUUGUUAUGAUUUAAAAGUUAGUCAAUUAUGAUUCUGACUAUAACUCUAAUAUUCUUCUAGAACCAAAGAAACUUUAAAUGAUAUUAGUCAUUCUUGAUCAUCUAAACAAAUAUCAUAGACAAAAAACUUAAAUGAUGAUAGGGUUGUCAAAGUAGAUCAGCAAUCUGAAACUGAUGAUAAUAAACUAAUUCCAAUUUAGCUCAAAGAGAUUAAGAAUCCAAAAUUUUAUGUCUAAUUAUAGUAAACAAAGCAUAAAUUAGAUUAGCAACAUGUUAUACUUAUAAAUAAGUGUGGACUUCCAAUGCCUCCUGGUAUAAAUUACACAGAAUCAGAAAUUUUUAAAUAAUAUAGUUUUUAAAAAAUAAAAGAAGAGAAGAAUAAUAUUGAAUUUAACAGAUUGAUUUAUGAUGAUAUACAUAUUGUAAGAUUAAAAACUAGAAAAAUGAAAAAGUAAAUGUGAAUUUAACUUCAGGAGAAAUAAUUCAUAAAUAAUUAAAUUACAAGGUGAAAAUGAAAAUUAUUAUGAAAUAUAAAGAAUUAAGAUAAAUAGAUAAUAAGAAGCUUUCUUUAAAGUAUAUUUUGAUGUGAAUUAAUUAAAGAGAGUAGAGGAAUUCUAUCUUCUAAUUUUUGAAGGUUUUUUAAAAUAAGCGAGAUAUGAGUAAAGAUGA